AAUGGCUGCCACAAAGGCAAAUGUAAUUGGAAAGGCCAUAUUGUAGUUCUUCGAGAUAAACUAAUUAAUCUAUGUAACAUCGAGUGCCAUGGUAACCAUGAUCCUGAACAUAUUAGAAAAAAGCAAUAUCGAAUAGCAAAGGUAAUAAGAAAGGAAAUCACAAAUAGAUCUACAAAUGUAACGCCAUCAACUUUAGCAACAGAAUUCAUAAAUGAUGCUAAGAUUUCUAGUAUAACUACUAAUACUUACGAAACUGAAGGUGUUAUAAUAUCAAAACAAUAUGGCAUUAAGAACUCCCAAGAUCCCAAAGAGCAAGCUGUUCUUCUUGGCAUCGCAUCAUCAAUUAUGCCAAUGCUAUUGACCAAAUAUUCAGAUCUUCUUGUAGUAGAUUCUACUGGCCAUCAUAACUGUUUAAACUUUCUAAAUACAGCCUUUAUGAUCAGAUCGGAUGAGCCUCGUGGUCGAAUUAUAGCAACAUUUAUAAGUAACAAAGAAACGAUACUGGUUGUUGAUCUGAUGUUCGAAUCAUUAAUUCAAUAUACUGCUAAGAAUAAUAUUAAACUGAAUCCUAAGUGGUUAACUAUAGACAAAUGGGACCCUUAUCUCGUGGUGGCUAAAAAACACUUUCCAAAUACACAGGAAGAAUUUGAUCAGAGAAAAUCUACUAUUUUAGAUGCAGAAAAACUCCAAGCUGCUAUUGGAACUUUAAAGUUAAAUACCGCAAAAGCUAUUACAUCUUAUUUCUGA
Messenger RNA from Dentiscutata heterogama, 747 nucleotides. The record is from the annotation of a GenBank genome assembly. Lineage: Eukaryota; Fungi; Glomeromycota; Glomeromycetes; Diversisporales; Gigasporaceae.